Molecule: messenger RNA, 9186 nt
Organism: Cladocopium goreaui
Lineage: Eukaryota; Dinophyceae; Suessiales; Symbiodiniaceae
Source: the annotation of a GenBank genome assembly
AUGCCUUUGCAGAGCUUUUCCAGGCCAGAUCCCUCUGCCUCUGCUCCAGACCUCGCGCACUUCGGCCUUUCGCCCUCCCUGCGCGGCGUGGUACGUAGCCCCAUUUGCUCGGACGUGUCGCCUUUCGCCUCUGACUUCGCUCACUCGGACUUGGCCUCGUCGUCGCGGCAGCCGGCCCAGAUGGCUUCACUGUUGCCGGUGCUGGGGAGGCGCCUUGAGCUAAGUGGGAAAACCAUGUGCCAUGUUGCGUUGUGGAUCGUUCACACGUUCCACUUCUUCAAACUGGUAGCGGGAGCGUUUGCAACCUCCCUGCAAAACUUCGACUACACACUGGUUGCCAAGGUGAAAGACUGGAAAGCCCCUACACCUAUGGCGCUGGACAACCUGAAGUAUGGAAACUUCAGACCUACGACGGUGGUGCCUGAGGCGAGGAGUCUGCCGGGCUAUGGAGGACAAGUAGAGGAGUGGGCCAACUAUAAGUUCCAGGUGCAGGCCAUCGAGAUGAAGGAGUCACAGAUGAGUGAAGCUGAGAGGAAGAAGCUUGGAGGACUGGCUUUGAGGCUGACAGAGAGGCUCCAAGGGCCGGCUUUGCAGAUCGCAAAGACCUUGGGGAUCGAGGAGUUGGCUAAGCCUGAUGGAGUCACCAAGCUGAUGAAUGCCCUGGAGAGAGACCUACUACCACUACGCCGACAAGCCGCAGUGGAGCUCUAUCAAGCCGGAUCUAUGCCUGGCUUGCUGAGCCGACAGAACGCCGAGCCGAUGGCAUCAUAUGUGCUGAGAAGGGAAGCUUGGUGGAACCAGUUGACCGAGCUUGACAAGGAGGUCAAGUGCAGCCAAGCGAUCUUAGGAGAGCAGAUGCUGACACAGAGUGGACUCACGUCCAUGGAGCAGCAACUGGUGAGAUCGGUGAUGAGCAAUGAUCUCAGCGACCUCAAGAAGUUGGCGGCAACGCUGAGAGAUCAAUUCGGAGCGGUACAUGACAGGGAGAAGAGGAAAGGCAAAGGAGAUCACAAAGGCCGAUGGGGCUGGGGACAACGAAGUUCCUACAUGGCGGAGUCCUACAUGGCUGAGGAUGAGAACCCUGUUGUGACCGACGAGACCCCUGAGAAUGCCGAGUAUGAUGAGGAGAUCUACGACGAGAACUAUGAUGAGAUGCCAGAAGGACCUGAGGGGACACAGCUGGAAGAGGACAUCGUGGCAUGGUACGCAGACCAAGGUAUUCAUGCACAGACGUGCUCAGCUGAGGACUUGGAGCUGAUCUACGACACUGUGGAGCACGAGACAGCUGCGUUCUACUCGAGGCAACAGGCAGCUCAUCGAGGCUACUCAGUUCCUGCGAGUAACAGCCUGUACCAGUCCAACAACAACCAGACACCACAGGAGAGGCAGGCCAAGGUUUUGGCUGCGAAGCAGAGGACGAGGUGCAGAGCUUGUGGACAGCAGGGACACUGGCAACGAGACUGGAUCUGCCCGAAGAGAAAAGGAGGAUUCAAAGGCAAAGGCAAGAACAAGGACAAGGGCAAGGUUCAGAGCAAGGGGAAGCAUGAUGGCAAAUCAUCGCCGAGCUCAACGAGAUCGACAUCGGGAUCACCAAGCAAGCCCAGGGUUGUCUACUUCUCAGUGAGAGACAGCCACCAGGAAGAACCCUUUGCGGGGAUGGUUCAUCGCUAUGAGCCUUCCGGUCCAGGGAACCCAGGAUUGGAUGAUGUAGAUCAGAGAAGACUUGAGGACGAGGUGCGAAGGCUGAUGACCUUGCCAUCAGAGAGGUUGGAGCAGGAGUUCCAACAGGAGCUACACUACAUGCCACCACAGAGCAAGGCAGCAGCACGACCACCUUCAGGAAGUCUGGUUCCUGAUCUGAUGAUGCAGAUGCAUCACCCCAAGUCGCCUGGCUUCUACGUGCAUCAGGCGAGAGGAUCGACUGAGGAGACUAUGGGAUUCUCAGCUGGCGAAGUGCCAAUUCCAGAGACGCCUAGAGGAGACAGCGGUUGCCCACAUGAGAACACGACAAGAAGAGGAUCGAAUGCCUACAUAGACAUGCUGACCUGCAAGGACUGUGGACUGGUGAUGCACAAGGAGAAGAAGUCACCAGUGACCAAGGACAUCAGCAUGAGGCAGAUUGAUCCGCAGGUGUGUCAACACCAUGAUGUGUCUUGGAAAGGAUCCAACGGGUACCAAUGGGUUUGGACAUGCCCGGACUGUGGAUGCAGCGACAAGGUCAAGAGGAAUCCAGGAGAUGAGAGGCCGAUUCCUGCAGCAGGAGUUCCAUCAUCCACCAUGAGAUCUACCACCAGGACACUACCGAAGGCAACUACACCUAUGUCGUCUCCACCAACGACGCCACUGAGGACCUCUAUGUCGACAGUGCAGGAUGCAGUGUUGUUCACAUCUGAGGAUGAGUGGACGACAUGCCGAGAUCUUUUGGAUCGCAUGGUUCGACUUCACAUCAAUGCCCACAACUCCAUCACCAAGCAGGAGUUCAUGCAGAUUGUCAACGCUAUUUCGCUUUGUUGUGCAGCACAACUUCAUCGAGCUGUACCACUUCUACCUUCAGGACAAGGUUACGUGGGAACACCUGGAGGAGCAUCCAUUUCAACGGCCAGAAGUGAGAACAGAGAUGAAGGUGAUCGACUGUUUGACUUCGGCAAGUACAAGGGACGAAGCUUCAGAUCGGUCUACGACAACGAACCUUCCUAUGUGAACUGGACGUUGGACGAGAUGCAGAAGGGCGAAGGCUACUGCAAGGGCAUGAGAAGAUGGCAGGAGUACAUCCAACUGAGGAGAGCAGAAGAAGAGUCGAAUCCACCGAGAACACCAACAGCCUACAUGGUCGUCGAUGUCGAGGAGAUUGAUGAGAAUGACGAUGUGGCAAUGUGGGUCAACACAGAGGACGAGGAAGCGACCUACAUGUUCCUUGACUCAGGUUGCAACCAGACCUGUCAUGGGGAGCUGUGGAUGAAGAGGUUCAGCAAUAUGACGAAACAUCAUCCACAAUGGCUACAUCGACAGACAACCGAGCUCAACGGCAUCGGAGGACGAUCGAGGACGCUGGGAGAAAGACUUCUCUAUGUCAUGCUGGAGAACAACAAUGGAGAAGGAGUUCCAGGAGAAGUCACCAGCAUGGAAAUCGAGGGAUCGAAAGCACCAAUGCUUUUGAGCCUUCCUUCACAAGAGGCUCUUGGAUUGGUCGUUGACUUCGAAGAUUCGACCAUCUACAGCAAGCUGUUGAACAUGACCUUCAAGGCAGUUCGAGGCAAAAGGAAUCGCCUUUUGGGCCUCAAGAUCACCCCAGCCGAGUUCGCGGAGAUGAAUGUGGCACCGGUUGAAACCGUUGCACUGAUGGCUGAGUCGAGUGAGGGCUCUGACAAGAAGCCACCAUGGAGGACUUCGGAUGAGGGAGAUCAGAGAGGAGUGCCCAAGGCCAGAGCAGCACCCAGCGAGAUGCUGACCAGAAUUGCACCGGAUGGACAACGAUACACAUCUGAGGUGCGAGUAGUUCCAACUCGAGCAGCAUCAUCUUCAGCAAGACCAUCUGAGGAGAACACCGACAAGGAGGAUGAUGACGUGUGGGUUGAGGUCGAAGAAGAGGAGGCAUCACAACCCGCUGGGACGACACAGAAUGAGACAUGGGAUCGAGAUGAAACAGAUGACGCACCACUGGAGGAGCAGAUCUUGGAUGAGCCAGAGGAAGAAGGUCAGCCAGAAGGAGAACUAUCUCCGAAGGAGAAGGAUGUUUUCCGACCAGAAGAUGAGGAGACUGACUGGUGGGACAUCCAAGACAAUGAGAUCAUCCGACACCAUGUGCAGCCACGGACUAUGCCGUUCUACCCAACAGGAAGUCGAAUGGAUUUGCCCGUCGACUUGAUGAGGCUUGCUGGACGAAGAGUGACCUACAAGCUCUUCGAGGAUGGGAACACGGAGACCGUGAAUGACAACUGGAAGGAUCGACUUCCAGGACAGUACGUCAAGGAGCGAUCGGAGGCAACAACCUUUGAGAAGGCACCUCCUGGACUCCACGUUGUCCGGAGGAUCACCUACAACAUGGAGAAUGGAGAAGAGAUCGCUGACGAGACUGAGUAUGACCUCAUGCAGGAGGGACGAGAAGAAAGACUACUACCCAAUGGAGUCACCUACAUCAGGACGAGAUUCCACGUCUUCGAGGACUUUGAGGACGAGAGCCCAUGGAUUGGAACCACUACGUUCCGACUCAAGCCCUUGGAGACGGAGUUGGCCGACUAUGUCAUGGACCCCAAGGACACCAAGCGCACCAUGACCAAGGGCCAGCGGAAGCAGCUGGAACAGGAGGUUGAGAACUUGGAGGAGAAAGACAUGGCGCUUUGGUCUGUCCUGACCAGGAGAGAAGCUUUCUUGCCCAUGCGCUGGAAGAUUGUCUUCGAGUUGUUCUGCGGAUGUGCCUUGUUGACAAGGAUGUUUCAAGCAGCUGGCUAUGAAACCUGCACACCGCUGGACAUGAACAACGGGUGGAAUGUCUUCGACCCGAAGCAUCGAAGAUGGGCAGAGGACAUGCUGGAUCGUGAGAACCCGUACCUUCUCACUGUGGCAUGGCCUUGUGGACCCUGGUCACCAUGGCAGAGGAUGGCAAAAGAUCAGGAGAUCGUUCAGGAGAAGCGGAAGAAAUGGUUGCCGAUCCUAGGAUGGAUCAAGAAGAUGGUGAGGAAGCAACAGCAGAAAGGAGGAGUGACGAUGGUCGAGAACCCAUGGCCGUCAGAGGCUUGGAACACUCAGGAGAUCAUGUCACUAUCUUCGCAUCAAUAUGGACGAAGUGAGGAGGAGCAGUUCGAGGUCUUGAGGGUAGAUGCAUGCGCCUUUGGACUUCGGGACUAUGACUCCAAGCUGUUGCACAAGAAACCCACAGGCAUUGGGACAGACUCACCAGGCAUCAAGACCAUGAUGAGAGGAAUGACCUGCAGCGGAGAUCAUGAGCAUGAACCGCUGGAGGGCAACAAUUCGAGAGGAGCGAGAACGAGGCAAGCAGCAAAGUGGACUUCGAGGAUGUGUAGAAGGAUCAUCCGAGGAGUUCAGAUCGACUUGGAGAAUGCAGUCUCAACAGCAUUCGCAGGAGAGGCUAUGCAAGAGGCAAUGGAAGAGGAGCCACAUGCGCUGGAUGAGAUCUAUGGAGAAGAGGAUCUACCUUCAGCAAAGCCGACAGCCAAGGAGGCAGAGGUCGAUCUGGCAAGAGAGGAGGCGUUGGAAGAUCAAGAACGACUUGAGGAGCCAGAGGCCGAGAAGAUCAGAAGGAGGAUGUGGACCAAGCUGAGCAGAAAGGAGAGGAUUGGCAUCAGAAGGUUGCAUGUCAUGACAAGUCAUGCAACACGACCACAAAUGCAAAGGAUGCUGAGGUACUCCAAUGCACCAGCCAAUGUGGUGUCAGCAGUGACGUACUUCAAGUGUUCAGCUUGCGAGAGGCUUUCAGAAGGCCAUCAUCCCGCAGUUGUGAAAGCUCCAAAUCCCUACACCUUUGCCGAGGAUGUUGGAUUGGACGUCUUUGAGGUCAAAGAUGCAGAGGGAAACCGAUACCAAGUUCUACAUGCUGUAUGUCAUGGCACAACAUUCCAAGCUGGAGAAGUGCUUGGCAUCGCAGCUGGAGUUCCAAGCAGCCGCCUAUGCUUGGACCUUUUCACUCGAUUUUGGAUGAGCUGGGCAGGAACACCGAAAUCCAUCACUGUGGACCGAGGCACUCACAACCGAGGAGUUUUCUUCUCAGAGCUUCAGAAGCUUGGAGUUGAGGUGAGGUCUGCAGCGACACAAGCCCCAUUCCAGAUCGGGAGGACAGAGAGACAUGGAGGUAUCCUGAAGCUCAUGAUCAACAAGGUCGUCAUGGCCACGCAGGCUACAGGACAAUCAGAGAUGCAGCUUGUGCUCAUGCAGUGCCUGGAGACCAAGAACCGUCAGGCAAACAUUGGAGGAUUCUCUCCGAGCCAAUGGGUACUUGGCCGGAAUCCACGAGCUGGAGGAUGGACAGAUGAGGACGAAGAGACAGUCGUGGUUCACGAUGAGGAUCCGCAAUCCACGUUCAACAGGAGGAACGUGAUGAGAGAGGCUGCAAGGAUUGCCUGGGCAGAAGAAGACAGCAGGAGGAGAGUUCAGAAGGCAUUGCUGAGGAAAGGUGGCGGAGAAGCUCAACAAUUCCGACAAGGAGAUCUGGUUGCUUUCAUGAGGAGAAAGCAAGGAGCCGUCAAGUGGUAUGGACCUGGACGAGUUCUGACACAGGAGGGCAAGAAUGUCUGGAUCAUGCAUGGAGGAGUUCCAAUUCUCACUUCAGAGACCAUGGUGAGGGCAGCAACUUCAGAGGAAUAUCUCACCAAGGAGCUCAUUGGCGUGACCAAGGGCAAGAAGAGAGGCAGAGGACUACUCUACGAGGAUCCAGCACAACACCAUCAGUUGGGAUCAACUGGACAGCCGUCCUAUUUGGAUCUCCGGAAGGUUGAGGACGAUGAGGAUGCAGCAGGAGCCGCACUACCCAGAGGAGGACUUGGCAACAUUGCACCUACAGAACGAGGAGGUGAUGAAGAUGAGUCACCGAAGAGGAUGAGAGCAUUGAUCAGAGAAGAGGAGAAGAAGCAAGAGGAUGAGGCAAGAUCAAUUGCAUCAAGGACAUCACCACAUGAAGUGCCUGUGCCAACAAGUCCGACCAACUGGGAGGCCAACAGUCCUGGCUACAGCCCAAGGACACCCGUGGAGGAGCAAGCAACUUCAUCGACGAGGACGGUGCAGACACCAUCUCUACCACAACCACCAACAGUUCUGACACCGCUGUCAAAAGCAAUGGCAAUUGCAGGAGGAAACCAACUUGAUGUUGGAGCCAAGAUGGCAAAAUCAAUGAGGACGCAGAGAGAGGAGACAAAGGAAGAGAGCGCAGCAGAGAGGACCAUGAACAGACCACGUUCAAGGAGUCCGCCAGAAGCUUUGAAGAAGGAGUUCACAAGCUUCAUGGCGAAGAGGUACAACAAGAAAGGAGGAGACCCCAAGAGCACUGGGGAGUUGCGCUAUGAGAGAGAGACCAAGGAGAUGCAACGACAGUUGGACAUCACCAGAGGCAAGGAAUGGACCAAUUGGGUCAAGUACAAAGCGACCAGAGUUCCAUCCAAGAAGGAGGUGGAGCAGAUGCUCAUGGCUGGCAUCAAGCCCGUGCCAAUGCGAUGGGUUGACGUGGACAAGCAUGCUCGACUACGAGUUGAAGGAGGACCAGAGGUGGAGCCGAAGUUGAAGAGCAGAUUGGUACUUCGAGGAGAUCUGGAAGAAGGAGACUUCAGAGUCGACUGCCCGACAGCCACGGCAACUGGAACACACCUGGUCAUCAGCUUCGCAGCAUGCACCAGGAGACGCUUGAGAGCAGGCGACAUCAGUGCCGCCUUUCUCCAAGGAAGUCCUAUCAACCGAGAGCUGCUGAUGAAGGUUCCCAACACAGGAAUUCCUGGUCCUGACGGACAAGGAUACGCAGUCGAACCUGGCAGCUACCUUGUGGCUUUGAUGUCAAUCUAUGGGAGCAAGGAUGCACCACGAGGAUUCUGGAUAGCUUUGAGAGAUGAGAUGCAAGUCCAAGGACUACGUGAGGUGGAGCCAGCACUCUAUGCACUGACAGGAGAUCAGGGAGAACUACAUGGACUGGCAGCAACACACGUGGACGACAUCAUCUGGACAGGAGAUGAGACCAUGGACAGUGUCAUGGACAAGAUCCAAGAACGUUUCACUUUUGGCAGCAUCGAGGAGGAGAACUUCCGAUUCUGUGGCAGGCGCAUCGAGUCAAAGGAUGACUACUAUGAGGUCACUUGCCCAGAGCUGCUUAGCAAGGUGAAGCCGAUUCACAUUGAGGGACGCCGAGACCGAAGUCCUGCUGACCCAGCGAGUGCAGAGGAGCAAUCGCAGAUGAGGGCCGUCUUGGGAAGCAUCGGCUACGUCGCCAGACUUUGCAGGCCAGAGCUUUCAUACAGAUGUUCGGCGCUUCAAGGGAAGCAAGCGCGACCUCAACAUCAGGAUCUUGUGAACACCAACAAGUUCUUGUCUGCAGCGCAGCGCACUACGGGCAAUGGCUUGCGCUACGUCAAGAACAAGAUCGACUUUCACAGUGCAGUGCUGCUAUCUGUGACGGAUGCGAGUUUUGGAGCCGAAGAACACACAGCUGAGGAUGGAAGGAAGAGUGGCCAUCGUUCCCAGGCCGGAAGAUUUCUUCUGUUGGCAGACAGGAUGCCGACACUCAGCACUCCAGCAAACGUGCAUAUCCUGGAGUGGCAGUCACAUACGAUUCGCCGAGUGUGUCGCUCAACUCUGCAUGCCGAGGUGAUGAGCAGCAUCGGAGGGAGUGAAGCAGGGCAGUACGUCCGAGCACUACUCUACAACAUGACCAACCCGAAGAAGACUGGACUACGUGAGCAGCUGGACUGGAAAGUGGCAGCGAGCGAUUCUCGCAUGAUCCACUGGCUGACAGACUGCAGGUCCUAUGUGGACACAAUGUCAUCAACUGGUCAAGGAGUGGUAGCCGACAAACGGUUGGCAAUCGACCUCACUGCUUUGCGACAGGAUCUAUGGAGGGCUCCCGGUACAGAAUGUGGAGAGCCGAAUGUACAGGAAUCCAUCCCUUCGGAUUGCACAGAUCAACUUUGGUGGAUCAGCACCAAAGACAUGAUCAGCGAUGGUCUCACCAAGCACAUGCUUUGGGAUGCCAUGACAAAGCUGUGCAGUACAGGUUGCGUGCAGACUUUGCCUCCUCGCUACCUGUGUCAGUCCUUUGGUUCAAGCGAUCACCAGUUGGGUGACUUCAGCAGAUCCGAGUCGUUUUCUUCACUUCGCAGCUUCGCUCGUCUGGAGCUGUCACUCUUUGCCUCGGACCUCGCGUCGCCGGGCUUGGCACCGUCGCCGCGGAGUGUGGUGCGGCCGGGAUCAGCGCUGCUGGCUGUGGGAAUGGCAUGUUUUUGCUUCACAGCCUUGCCCACCCGGAGCUUUCGCCUGUCGCUUUGGACCUUGCGACUUCGGAGUUGUCGUCCUCGCUGAAAAGCUCUGCCUGCGUGGCGUUGGCGUUGUCAACAUACGGUGCAUGAGCAAGGCGGAGAAGGACGACUACCUACUUGUACUGGUGGUGGCGGCCUCAAACACAUUGCACGUCGAUUGGAAGAGCUGGCAGCAUUCUUGGCAACGAGGCCUCGAGCUUUGCAGCGGGGCCAACGCGAG